Messenger RNA from Paramecium octaurelia, 334 nucleotides. Lineage: Eukaryota; Ciliophora; Oligohymenophorea; Peniculida; Parameciidae. The record is from the annotation of a GenBank genome assembly.
AGACGAGAAAGAAAGAAAACGCUAGAAUGCAAGUUAAAUUACAAUAAAUGUAUUCAUUGCACAAUAAUAAAGUACGUCUACAUUUGAUAAAUCCAAUUGCAAAACUAGUCCCAGGGUUGCAAAACCUGUGCCAAAAUAAUCAAAUAAUUAAGAGAAGAGUUUAAAUGUUAAACCAAUUAAAAACUAUAAAUAUUAAAAUUAGGGGUAUUAAAGGCAUAAGAGUUUGCAGCAACCUCAAAAAGAAGAAUCAAAAAUCAAGAACAUCAUUUAAUAAUAUCAAUCAGUUUUGGAUUAAAUAAUUCCACUAAUAAAGUAAAAUAAAAUAAAUAAAUGA